Messenger RNA from Oryzias melastigma (Indian medaka), 1915 nucleotides. RefSeq names its product ATP synthase F1 subunit beta (gene atp5f1b). The record is from RefSeq and is a predicted model, not a curated record. Gene Ontology annotation, biological process: proton motive force-driven mitochondrial ATP synthesis; proton transmembrane transport. The coding region runs from base 73 to 1626 and encodes 517 amino acids. NCBI's taxonomy places the organism in Eukaryota, Metazoa, Chordata, Actinopteri, Beloniformes, Adrianichthyidae. The transcript has 10 exons. Gene Ontology annotation, molecular function: proton-transporting ATP synthase activity, rotational mechanism; ATP hydrolysis activity; ATP binding.
AGUACACGUCUCCGGUCAUUCAUUUAUAAAGCCGAAGCUCCUCGUCUCUUUCCACCUUCAGCCAUUUUGACCAUGUUAGGAGCCGUGGGACGCUGCUGCACCGGGGCUCUGCAGGCUCUCAAGCCUGGGGUCCAGCCCCUGAAAGCCCUCACCGGCUCCCCCGCGGUCCUUUCACGCAGGGACUAUGUUGCCCCCGCCGCCGCUGCUGCCACCGCCAACGGGCGCAUCGUGGCUGUCAUCGGCGCCGUCGUGGACGUCCAGUUCGACGAGGGGCUCCCUCCCAUCCUGAACGCCCUGGAGGUCGCAGGCCGCGACUCCAGGCUCGUCCUGGAGGUGGCUCAGCAUCUCGGUGAGAACACGGUGCGCACCAUCGCCAUGGAUGGUACCGAAGGUCUGGUUCGUGGGCAGAAAGUCCUGGACACCGGCGCCCCCAUCAGAAUCCCAGUGGGUCCCGAGACCCUGGGGAGGAUCAUGAAUGUGAUUGGCGAGCCCAUUGAUGAGAGGGGCCCCAUCACUACCAAACUAACCGCACCAAUCCACGCUGAAGCCCCCGAAUUCACAGACAUGAGCGUGGAGCAGGAAAUUCUGGUCACUGGCAUCAAGGUGGUGGACCUGCUGGCCCCCUACGCCAAGGGAGGGAAGAUCGGUCUCUUUGGCGGUGCCGGCGUGGGUAAGACUGUGCUGAUCAUGGAGCUGAUCAACAACGUGGCCAAGGCUCACGGUGGUUACUCGGUGUUCGCCGGCGUCGGGGAGCGAACCCGCGAGGGAAAUGACUUGUACCACGAGAUGAUAGAGUCUGGAGUCAUCAACCUGAAGGACACCACUUCCAAGGUGGCGCUGGUGUACGGACAGAUGAACGAGCCCCCCGGCGCCCGCGCCAGAGUGGCUCUGACUGGACUCACUGUGGCCGAGUACUUCCGUGACCAGGAAGGUCAGGAUGUGCUGCUCUUCAUCGACAACAUCUUCCGCUUCACGCAGGCCGGCUCAGAGGUGUCCGCUCUGCUGGGUCGUAUCCCCUCCGCCGUGGGGUACCAGCCCACUCUGGCCACGGACAUGGGUACCAUGCAGGAGAGGAUCACCACCACCAAGAAGGGCUCCAUCACGUCUGUGCAGGCCAUCUACGUGCCCGCUGACGACUUGACUGACCCCGCCCCUGCCACCACCUUCGCUCACUUGGACGCCACCACCGUAUUGUCCCGCGCCAUCGCUGAGCUGGGCAUCUACCCCGCCGUCGACCCGCUGGACUCCACCUCCCGUAUCAUGGACCCCAACAUCGUCGGCGCCGAGCACUAUGACGUGGCCCGUGGCGUCCAGAAAAUCCUCCAGGACUACAAAUCCCUGCAGGACAUCAUCGCCAUCCUGGGAAUGGACGAGCUGUCCGAGGAGGACAAGCUGACGGUGGCUCGCGCCCGCAAGAUCCAGCGUUUCCUGUCUCAGCCCUUCCAGGUGGCCGAGGUCUUCACCGGUCACCUGGGCAAGCUGGUGCCCCUCAAAGAAACCAUCAAAGGCUUCAAAGCCAUCCUCGGGGGCGAGUACGACGCCCUGCCCGAGCAGGCCUUCUACAUGGUGGGGCCCAUCGAGGAGGUGGUGCAGAAAGCAGAGAAGCUGGCCGAAGAGCAUUCGUAAACACACAGCGAGCGGCGUUCCCGUGCUUAGUUUGUAAAACAUGUCGAAAUACAAAUGUCCUUGUCUGUCAUCCUGAAAAGAAAGUUCUAUUUAAUGUUUCCAAUGAGAGGGGGAAUAAAAACUCUGUCUUUACACAAACAAUAUCUGCUUAUUUUGACCCUAUAGUUUCAUCAGGUGGAUGUAUGUACUUACUCUGUCCACAUGGUGGCAGUCUGGCUCUGUGCACAGCGUUGCAGUUUGAUGAAAACUUGAAUAAAACGGUGGACAAAGAUGGGAAUUUUGAUCUGAA